Molecule: messenger RNA, 936 nt
Organism: Macrosiphum euphorbiae (potato aphid)
Lineage: Eukaryota; Metazoa; Arthropoda; Insecta; Hemiptera; Aphididae
Source: the annotation of a GenBank genome assembly
AUGUCAUUAAAGCCUUAUCUGCAUAAUUUUUGUGAAUUGUUCAGUACCGUAUGGCAAAUCACCAUGAACGGUUAUAGCGUAGAACAACGUGUGCGUAUAAUUAAAUUUUAUUACCAAAAUCAGUGCUCCGUUAGUGAAACUUUCCGCGCAUUACUCGAUUUUUAUCCUCGAAUUUUGCGUCGAGACUUGGGUCUGCACCCGUAUGAAAUCCAACUAACACAAGGACUCAAGGUAAACGACCAUACACAACGUCGUGUAUUCGCUGAUUGGGUUCUGGGGCAGUUAGCAGUUGAUCCAAACUUCGCUAAAAAAAUAAUCUUUAGCGACGAGGCCCAUUUUUGGAUGAAUGGAUACGUUAACAAACAAAAUUGUCGGAUUUGGGAUGAUACCAAUCCACACAAGACACAAAAAAACAAAAUGCAUCCAGAAGAGAUCACUGUUUGGUGCGGAUUUUGGUCUGGCGGAAUCAUUGGUCCGUACUUCUUCCAAAACGAAACAGGCAUUGCCAUAACCGUCAACGGUGAGCGCUACAGAUCAAUGAUCAACAACUUUUUUUGGCCUAAGCUCUAUGAUAUGGAUACUGAGGACAUGUGGUUCCAGCAGGAUGGUGCUACGUGUCACACGGCGCGUGCAACGAUGGACAUUCUGCGUGAACGAUUUGAGGGCAUGGUGAUAUCACGCAAUGGUGACAUAAACUGGCCUCCGAGAUCGUGCGAUUUAACGCCAUUAGACUUUUUUCUUUGGGGCUAUCUUAAAUCGCAUGUCCAUGCAAAUAAACAACAAUCAAUUUAUGCCCUCAAAGUCAACAUAAUCAACACCAUCAAGCAAAUUCAACCAGAUUUAUGCAACAAAGUGAUAGAAAAUUGGACCACCCGAAUACGUGCCACCAAUCAAAGCCGAGGCGGACAUUUGAAAGAUGUUAUAUUCCAUAAAUAA